Messenger RNA from Phodopus roborovskii (desert hamster), 998 nucleotides. RefSeq names its product homeobox C8 (gene Hoxc8). Gene Ontology annotation, cellular component: nucleus. Bases 49 to 777 code for a protein of 242 amino acids. Lineage: Eukaryota; Metazoa; Chordata; Mammalia; Rodentia; Cricetidae. Gene Ontology annotation, molecular function: RNA polymerase II transcription regulatory region sequence-specific DNA binding; DNA-binding transcription factor activity, RNA polymerase II-specific. The record is from RefSeq and is a predicted model, not a curated record. The transcript has 2 exons. Gene Ontology annotation, biological process: regulation of transcription by RNA polymerase II.
GGGAGCGUGAGCCAAGGGGAGGGGGCCGCGGGUUUUCAUGUGCCCAGCAUGAGCUCCUACUUCGUCAACCCCCUGUUCUCCAAAUACAAAGGCGGCGAGUCCCUGGAACCGGCCUAUUACGACUGCCGGUUCCCCCAGAGCGUGGGCAGGAGCCAUGCGCUGGUGUACGGGCCCGGCGGCUCGGCGCCUGGCUUCCAGCACGCCUCGCACCACGUCCAAGACUUCUUCCACCACGGCACCUCCGGCAUCUCCAACUCGGGCUACCAGCAGAACCCGUGCUCGCUGAGCUGCCACGGAGACGCCUCCAAAUUCUAUGGCUACGAGGCGCUCCCCAGACAGUCCCUUUAUGGGGCUCAGCAAGAGGCGAGCGUGGUGCAAUAUCCCGACUGUAAAUCCUCCGCCAACACUAACAGUAGCGAAGGACAAGGCCACUUAAAUCAGAACUCGUCUCCCAGCCUCAUGUUUCCAUGGAUGAGACCCCACGCUCCUGGGCGGCGCAGUGGACGACAAACUUACAGCCGGUAUCAGACCUUGGAACUAGAGAAGGAGUUUCUCUUUAAUCCUUAUUUGACACGAAAGCGCCGGAUUGAAGUCUCUCACGCCCUGGGACUGACCGAAAGACAAGUGAAGAUAUGGUUCCAGAACCGAAGGAUGAAGUGGAAAAAGGAGAACAACAAGGAUAAACUGCCUGGGGCCCGAGAUGAGGAGAAGGUGGAAGAAGAAGGGAAUGAGGAAGAGGAGAAAGAAGAAGAGGAAAAGGAAGAAAAUAAGGACUAGCAGAGAGAGAGAGAGAGAGAGAGAAAGAGAGAGAACCCCCCAAGCAACUCCCUUGAAGUUUCGUUUUAUGGUAGCAGAUAAAUUGAGAAGUUUACGACUGUCAUUUGCUUUUAUAGAGAAUAGAAUGACACUCACAACUCUAACUACCUGUCAGAUACUUGCAGCUCUACUUUUAUUACCUUUGGACUUCCCCUGCUCUUUAUUUGUUUGGAAUCCUUGGG